Molecule: messenger RNA, 6670 nt
Organism: Epinephelus lanceolatus (giant grouper)
Lineage: Eukaryota; Metazoa; Chordata; Actinopteri; Perciformes; Serranidae
Gene: nes
Product: nestin
Biological process (GO): positive regulation of intermediate filament depolymerization
Cellular component (GO): intermediate filament
Molecular function (GO): CCR5 chemokine receptor binding; intermediate filament binding
Source: RefSeq, a predicted model, not a curated record
CCUCUUGCUGGCAGCCACACUCCCAGAGCCUCACAGGAGCUUCACUCUCACAGAAACCCCCCACACACACACAGAGUCGGGCCUGGACACGGAGAUACACUUGGCUGCCAAAUCAUAAUCAGUGCACCUCUGAGUGAGGCCUCCGUUUGCCAAAUCUCUGUUUUAUUACACCGACAUGGAGCUCCACAGUCUACAUAAAACCUUCCACCACAGCCACCUGGGCGAGGAGAAGCACCAGAUGCUGAACCUGAACCGACGCCUGGAGACAUACCUGAGCCGGGUCAAAAACCUGGAGGAGGAGAAUGCGCUGCUUGCAGAAGAGAUCCAAGCUCUGAGACACAGCAAUCAUGGAGCCUCGACACGGAGGAAGGGCCUAAAGGAAGAGCUGCGUCAGGUGAGACUAGAGGUGGACGCAGCCUGGAGGGACAGGGUCCUCACAGAGAUGGAGGUCUGCAAGGUGGCAGAGGAGCUCCAGGCCCUGGACCUGCUGAGGCAGAGGGAGGCUCAGGCCCAUAUGCAGGCCAAGAAGAAGAUAGAGCAGAGCAAGAAGGAGCUGGAGGAGGAACAGAGGGCUCAGAUGUGGCUGAGGGAGAAGGUCAGUCAGCUGGAGAAUGAGAUGAGGCACCUAACUCAAACCCAUCAGGAGGACGUCGCCCACUUGGAGGCCACAUUGAACCACUCCAGAGCCACAAUGCCACCUACAUGGGCUCAAAGGGGCAACCAGAUACCAAACCUCCUACAGCUGGGACAGGAGUACUCCCAGGCGGCCAACAGGGCAUGGCAGGAGGCAGCAGAGGCCCAUCAGGGGCAGUUAGAUCGGCUGGAGGAGUCACUUAACCAGGCCAGGGGCCGUUUAACCCAACUGAAUCAGGAGAAGAGCGAGAGCCAGCUGAAGCUCCAAGUGCUGGAGAAGGAGAUCGCCUCAGCUCAUGACGUCAGGCGGCAUCUGGAGAAGACUGCAGCCCAACAGGGAGACAGAUACAGCCGGGAGAUCCAGCAGCUCCAGGAGCACUUAGAGGGCCUGGAGGCGGAGAAAGAGGAGCUGGGCCAGCAGAUCGACCACAUCACCCUGGAGAACCGAGGCCUGCUGCAGCAGAAGACGUCUCUGGGUCUGGAGGUGGCGACAUACAGAGCUUUGCUGGAUGGGGAAGGCCACAGGGGAGACAUCUUUAUAUUAAAUCAGCCAAGAAACGUUUCCAUCACAGAUGCAGUUUUCAGUCCUCGGGGGGUUAAAAAGAAUUACCAGACCCAGCUGUUUGCUGGCCACAAGACCACUUCUCUCUCAUCUCAUCGUGGUGUGACAGCGAUUACUGCAACGCCAAGCUGGAGCAGAAAACCUGCCACCUUCACUGAAACUCCAAAGAUUUCCAAGAAACCUGCAUAUGAUGACACAAAGUCCACAACACUGGAAACCCCUUAUCCCAAAAUACUGCAGGAUGGAGCUGUUGAGAAUUUCAGACCACAGGAGGUUCAGGAGAAAGUCACCUAUGCUGAGCCUCUAUCACCUCCCAACGAGCAGGAGGCUGAAACAGCAUCAGGGGACAAAGAAGGUGAAGAGGACAGGAGCAAUGCUGGUGCAGAACCUCCUGAGGAUAAACCAGUUGUCGAGUCAGUUGUCAGUUAUCAGGUCGAGUCUGGUCUCAGCACUGAGCCACCCCUCUGGGAUGAAGUGGAUCAGCGUCAGUUUACCACGCCCAACCUCACACCAUACCAUGUUAGAAUGACAGAGGAUCAGUGUGGUGAUGAAUCCGAUAAGGAUGUGUCCUCUGAAAUACCUGCAGAAAAAGAUAAUAUGCAAGAGCUGCAAGCUCCAACUGAAGCAUGGAUAGAGAAAGAGGUCGAGCAUGUGCAAGAGGAAACCUCAGAUUCUGGAACGGACGCGGUUCUUGAACCAAACUUUGAUUCCAGGACAAGCAGUCCGGUGACUGAAUGUGAGGCUGAAGAAAGCUUGUUAAACAGAGUGACAGACUUCAGCCAAGAUGAAAACAUCAUUAAGGAGGAUGCAGCUGAGAUACAGCAAGAAAUAAGCCAUUCUGUUGUGGGAACAAGCGUGAUGGAUAUUGAGGAUAAGUUGUAUCCAGAUGGAGAAGAAAUGGACACAUGGGACAGUGUCAUAGAAAGGAAGGUUGAUGUGAAGACAGAUGAAGGGAUAAAAAAGGAUGAAGAAAAACGACAACAUGCUGAACCCGAGGAAGACAUAUCACCAAGAGGACAAGAGCAUGACAAGAGAGAAACUAAGCAGGAUUUUGUCACAGAUGUACAGCAAGACAACAACAUGGCGUCUUCAACUAUGGACACUCCAACAGAUGAUGGACAGCAUGAUGCAUUCGACCAAGAUCAUGCGCUGCUUCCUGACAACCAAGAAGAGGAUGACGAGGAUUCUCAAAAUGUCUCCAUGUCAUGGCGGACCGAGUUGGAGAGCGACAGCUACGCUCAGGAUAACACUCUUGCCGACACUCGUCCUCUGAUUCGAUACAAGAGUGAUGAGACUGACGCCAACACUCAGGCGUCACACAUGGAUGAGAGCGAGUCUAGUGAAGGUGAACAGGAAAAGAAGAUCGGAGAGAUGGAAAUGUGGAGUGAAAGCAAGUCAAAGAGAUCUGGAACUAUGGAAGAUCUGUGUGAGGAAGUGGAAGGGGAAGCGUUGGAUGAGGAAUAUAAUCUAGGGUAUACUAACAUUGAGGACAGGGAUGUUGAUGAUGCUACGACUGUUCGUGAACAGGCUACGCUGUUGAAGGAUACAGAAAAGUCAGAAGAAAUGAUCAGAGAAGUCAGAGAGGGACAUUUGGAUGAAAAAACUCAAGAACUGUCCAAACUCACGGUACCUACAAAUGUGGCCUACGAUGAGGAGUUGGAGAUAGACCGACUUGUGGAACAGGAAUUAGAAAAUCUUGCUACAGACUACUACAGCGCUUUCUUUGCACAGCAGCAGCUCAGCAAGAGUGAGGAACAUCUGCAACACAAGUUUCUCAAGGAAAUGACAGAGCAAGAAGAGACUGGAACGUCUUCCUGUGCAGAGCCUGAAGUGAGAGUAAACCACCAACUUGCAUCUUCCAUGACAAUUAUAGAUCAACCUCAUGACAACCUACGUUUCAGUGAUCCGUCCGUGGUAUUGCCUCAGUCAGACACUGUGGCUGAUGAGGAGGUCCAGCAUGAGGUUCAAGAAGCUACAGAUGCUCCAGAGAAAAGAGAAGAAGAGGAUGACCACAACGUGUCCAUGGUGACACAUCCUGAUGUAAUAGAAGAUCACUCUGACUUUACUGACUUCAUCAGCAAGCCUGAUAUGGAAGAAAUCAACAACUCAGAGGAUGCAAACUCUGUGUUGCCGGUAACAGCAGAUCAGGGAAACCUGCAGGAUGUGGCUGCCCCCACUGAGGUGAAAGAGGCUGUACCUGUAGAAGCUUCCAGUGAAUCUCAAGAACGCCUGAUUGAGGAUGUUGUAGAGAGUCAAGAGUUUCCAGAGGUUCUAGAAACAGCUGAAUGGGAAGUCCUGGAGAACCCAAGUGAGGACUUUGAAAUCAGAGAUCAGGGUAAAGAUCAUGAAAAAUGUGAUAGUGUUCCUCAAGCAGCUGAAAGUUGUCUCCACGAUGACAGAAGCUCAGAUGAGGGCGCUAUGACACAUAAAGAGGAGCCCCAUGAGAUUUCCCCCGACAGUCUACCUGAUGAAACAGACAUCUUUGUGGCGAAGGACUCAACAGAACUACUGAACACAAACGGCAAAGACAACAGCCUCCAUGGUUUCAUUAGCUCUGGAUUAAAGAGUGAUUUCUGGGUGUCCUCCUUGGAGACUGGUGCCACCUAUCAACCAGAUGAUGUCUGCAAUGAAGCUGCUGAGCAAACCAAUCAGAAUCUCGGGUUUGCUGACAGUUUGGUUUGGGGGGAUUCAGAAAAUGUGGAUCACUGGAACUCCAGGGUGGAUAUUGAGUCAUCUAAAACCCUGACUGCCAAGAAAGAGCAGCAGCAGACGCAUUCGGAGGUGAAGCAGGUGUUGUGUAGAAAUGAGAAGGAGCUGGUCCAUUCUGAUGAGUCAGAAGCUGAGGGUGAAUCCUGGUCGUCAGGGGAAGAACCAAUAUGAGAAGCAGUGAAAACUUUAAUUACAAUGAGUUUUAGAUCUAAUCAGUGUUAGUCAGAGGAAAAUUACUUUUAACGCAUUCACUAUGAAAACCAAAGUCGUGCCUUGGUGCGCACCCCAGUGACGCUAACCAUCAAUGUGCCAAGUCUGUCUAGAAUAAUACAAAGCACUCACCUCAUUUCCUUCAGGUGAGACACCCCAGGUGAACAGGGUAAAAUUUUUAGAUGUCAUCAUGAAACUUCCCCAGAUGAUUAUCUACAGCAGUGGCGUUCAGCCCCGAAUGUGUUUUAUUAGAAUCGUGGGAUCUAAAUAUAUAGGUUAUACAUAUAUUUCAAAAAUAAGAAUAGGCCUAAAAAUAAAACAGAAAGCCUCCGAUGUAAUAAUCUGCAAUUCCAUUCAUGCGUUAAAGCCUCCGAAAAUAAUGUCAUAAAUCAAAAAUGCAUGUUUGUGCCUCUGUGUCUUUAAGCAGCAGAUUUAGUGCAGUUUAUUGGUAGUUUAAUCUAUAAUAACACAUCCUUAUUUCUUAAUUGAUUAUAUUUUGUAUCUCUAAUCUGAGUCUUCAAAAGUGACUUAACCAGACAAAUAAAUGUAGUGGAGUAAAAAGUACAAUGUUUGUGUCUGAGAUGUGGUGGAGUGGAAGUAUAAAGUAGAAUAAAAUAAAAAUACCAGCCCAUUCUCAUUCCAAAGUCGUCAAACUCUGCCGCCGUGCCAGUGAUUUCGGCAUCAGACACCAAUGCCAAAAGCCACCUUUUGCUGCAGUAUGAUUCGCCACCAUGGGACAUCAGUUUGUAACACAGCCAGACAGAACCUUUUUGUGGUCUUAUGAUAUGCUGCUGGUUGGCACCUGUCACAGCAGUAUGAUACACCCAUUGAUGGCCUCAGUUUGAAAUGCUGCUGGUAACAAACAUAAUAUAAGGACCUGGAAAGUCCCUUUAGGAUGGAUGUAGAGCCAAACCACAAAGUUCUUUUUUCUAAACCUAACCAUGUGGAUUUGUUAAUGUCCCGACGUUGGUUGCAGCAUCCCAGAACGUCAACAGCAGACGCAGGAGGAUACCUAGCAUGUGAAAGUCCACUAGGACGUGAAAGUCCACUAACAAAGCAUUGAUAUGUGACGACUUGGGAUGAGAUCGUGUUGGAAAUACUCAAGUACCUCAAAAUUCUCUCAAUUUUAAUGAUAGCAGUUGCAAAAUAUUCGGUUCGUACACAAUAUUAAUUAGUAACAACUGCUGAUGUUUUAUUACAUCAUUAUUCUUAAUUAAUUUUGGAGGAAAAACUUAAAGGGUUAAUAAGAUGCCAAAUGCAUUAAAAAAAAGCAUCAAAAUAGAGCUUGCUCAUCAAGAAAAUUUCAUGGGGGAGGAUCCUUCCAGACCCCCCUACAACGGACCAGACUAAGCCCCCAGUGCUCUCAGAUUAAUAAUUAAAAAACAUCAUUUCCUGAACAAAAAUCCAAACAUUGGAUAAUCCUGGUUCUAAAUUUGUGUUUCAUUUUGUUGUCAUUUUAGAGUCAAAAGUUUUGACAGAGGGAAUUUUGGAUAGAUCUUUUUUUAUCACUCCAUAAACCAGAAAAUACUGUUAACAGUCAUUAAAAAAAGAAAAAGAAAAUUGCUAUGUUGUCAGGAAUAAAAAUUUCUAUAAAUCAGUCUAUGAAUGAUAUAUGAACAAACAUCUUUAAACCUUCAGAAUACAGACGUAAAACUGGGCAGUUUGGUGGAUUUAAAUACUUCUGAUGAGGAGAUUGUUUAGUCAAAAACAAAAAACAAACCUAAUUUUGAGAAAACAGCCUUUAAAAGAUACGAUUUGUAAAGUCCAAAGAUUCUCAGACUAAAGAUAAGACACUAGGGUAAAAUUUUUUACCAAGAUAUCACUAUGAAACUUCUGCAGUUGAUUACUUACAUUAACACAAUUAUUUUUUGUAUCAUAAUUUUUCUGCAGUUUUAUUGAAUUAAAUCUGCUUUUUGCAUAAAUGAAGUCUGAACUUAAAUAAACCUUAAUGUGUAUUUUCGAUAUUUUUCCUUCCAUUAGUCUGAAAGAUGACAUGUUAUGGAAGCAAAAUAGCCCAAUAUCUCAAAACUGACCAGUGCAUAAAGUCUCUUCUCACCUGGGGUGUCUCACCACCGACAUAUUUGACUAACAAUUUUAUCUUCUAUCCUAAUUGCUGAAGCUCUUUCGGUUUUUCAGUGUGCAUGUUAAGGAGAAGGUUUCUGCAUGAGGGAACAGCAUGAAGACAGAACAAAGAAUGUCAUUUGAAAGUCAAAGCGUUUAUUGAUUGCUGCCUAAUCUGAUUUUACUGACUGAUGGGAAUCGAUGAGAGCAGGAGGGUUGGAUUUCUGUUUCACAGAGCAUCAAACAAACCGCUCGUGUUUCUGCUGCUGAGUUCUCUCAUUUCCCCGGACAACAGAUGACUCAUCUCUGCAUGUUUAACAGGCGUAGAAUAAUUGGUUGGUUAUAAAAGGUUUAUGUAAAAGAUGACAUAGACCAGUUUGGAUAGUAAACUGUUACAUGUUUGUAUUCGGUUGGUCUGUAUUAAUCAGACGUUUCAUUUCCAUCUAUUUUGCUGCGGUACAUUUAUAGUCCAAAAUAAACAGUAGAUUGAUCAUA